AGGACCGAGAGCAACGUUACAGAAUCAAGGAGACAAAGCAAAACAUCUGACUUGGUAAAACCUUUUAGAUUCCACUGGGAGUUUGCUGAAAUCCUUUUGUUUUGAUUGGUCUAAAGUGACUGAAAAGACGACAGUGUCACAAGGGCCGCGACACCAGCCAGAUAUGAGCCACCGUUCUCGAGCGUCCAGGGACAGGGUGCGCCAGCAUGUCCACUGUGAUUCCUGCUACAGCCGGCGCUGCAGGGCUCGGGUGGAGCCCUCUGUGUGCUGCGCCAUCACCCAGUGCCGUCUGCACUGCGGUGCUGUGUUCCACCUGUGCAAAGAGGAGGACCACCUGCUGCUCUGCCCCAACGUGAGGGUGCCCUGCCUCAACGCCGGGUACGGGUGUCCGCUGCAUCUGCCCCGCUCCGCCCGGGCCGCUCACCUGCAGGCGUGUCCGGCCAGCGUGGUCUGCUGCUCCAUGGAGUGGCUCCGCUGGCCGACCGAUGAAACGGACCCCCACGGCUUUGAAGCCCUGCAGAACAAUGUGCAGCAGGACGGGGACUCCCAAGGGGAAGCCCUAGAUGUUGCCAUGGCCAGGGUUGACCAGUCAGACCUUUACAGUCGCCUCAAGAUGAAGCCCCUCUAUCCAGAGCUGGUGGAGGAGGAGGUGGAGGAGGAGGAGGUGGAGGAGGAGGAAUUAAAAGACGAGAAGAAAGAGGAGAUGGCAGUGGGAGAGGUUGUCAGCGACGUUCCACACAAAGAUACCAGUGAAGAAGAAACCUCCCUGAAAACUGCUGGAAAAGGUGCCGCCAUCAGCAAAGAGAAAUACGACAUUUGUGAGAUGAUGUUCAGCAUGGAGAAGGGGGGCUGUGCAGCUGCUCAGGAAAACCUAGAGCGUCCACCGCGUGAUGAGAAGGGACGGCGGCACGGUGAGACGCUUCCAGAGGAGGAGGAGAGUUCUGCGGGGGACAGCGACUGCCCUCAUGACACGACCAAGAUGGGACUGGCCCCGUGGCAGGAGGGGGUCAUGGAGCGCCUCGGCCAGGAGCUCACCCCCCAGGAGUACAACAUAUACAUGGUGCAUCAUGGACGCAUGCUGAUCACCUUCGGGCACAUCGCGGCCUGUACGCCGAGGGAGAAAGACUUUGUCUACGGCAGCCUGGAGCCUAUCCCAGUGCAGACGCUGCGAUCCUUCAAGGUCCCGGUCAGCUAUCACUACCGGCGACGGGUCCAACUGUACGACGUGGCGUCUCGAGUACCGACCGAAAGUCGUUGUGUGGACACGUCUGACCUUGGAGUCAGCGAGGACACCUGGUUCAGAGACGAGGCAGAAACCACCUUGUUGGGCUACGCUGACAUGUCAGUCAUGGGUCACAAGAUCAGCGAGUCGAAGGCAGCGGACGGACUCUACGUUGACGUGGGGACACAAACGCAGUCUUUCCGCUCGGCUCCGUUUAAAGCGAAGACGACCCUGGCGGAGGUGAUGGCGGGCAGGCCGCAGAAGCUUCGUCUGCAGCUGCAGGAGCGGAGCGUGAGCAGCAGGAACCACAGAGCCAACUGUGUUUUCACCUUCGUCUGUGGUCACAGCUUCCACCGCAGGGAGUUCUCCACGCACUUCAGGAAUGCGCACAGUGACAUCCAGACAUGUUUGAGUGGCUGGUUUGAGCAGAGGUGCCCUCUGGCGUAUCUGGGCUGCACCUACAGCCAGAAGAGGUUUCAGCCCUCCACACAUACGGCAACCGUCACCUACGAUCAGCACCUGAAGUGUUUCAAUCUGCGUCCGACUGUUGAACCCUCCACUGGUGGGAGGAAGAGUGGAGGUGGAGCUGAGGGGGAGGAGGACUCUCUGAGCUCGCUGCCCUACGAGGUGCUGUGCCACGUGGCGGGUUUCCUGGACAGCCUGUCCCUGUCCCAGCUGGCUCUGGUGUCCCGCCUCAUGAGGCAGGUGUGCUCCUCUCAGCUGCAGGACCGAGGGAUGGUGACGCUCCGCUGGGAGAGGACGGCCUGCACCCGUGGGGGCGCCAGGUGGACCGCCAAGCCGGUGUGGGAGUUCAGCCGUCUGUUCUCGGCAGUGGAUUCAUGGCACAUGGCAGAUGUUCCUCCUAUUUCUGCUCAUCUAAAAGUCUGCCCUUACUACCAGACGUUUGCACGCGACGAGCCGGUUCCCCUGGUCAGGAUGAAUGAGCAACACAGCGGUGGCCAGAGAGACCCCAGCCUUGUCAACCACUUUAAAGAAAAGACAUUGAAACAAUAAAAACACACCCAAACCCCUUUGAAACCCUUUAGUGACCACAUUGAAUCAAAUGUAUACAGCAACAAUGAACAACGCAAUUAGAGGGUGUCACAAAGUGGAACAUAUAACACUUUUUAAGGGAUUUAGAGGGAGGAACAU
Messenger RNA from Cololabis saira (Pacific saury), 2374 nucleotides. Its product is annotated as F-box only protein 40-like. Lineage: Eukaryota; Metazoa; Chordata; Actinopteri; Beloniformes; Belonidae. Gene Ontology annotation, molecular function: zinc ion binding; protein binding; ubiquitin protein ligase activity. Bases 164 to 2236 code for a protein of 690 amino acids. Gene Ontology annotation, cellular component: cytoplasm. The record is from RefSeq and is a predicted model, not a curated record. The transcript has 9 exons.